AGAGUAGUUCUUAUGAGCCUCUCGCAUUUAGUCAUUAGGCACUGGACAACAGGAAUCCGAUUCGAUGGUUUCCGUCGGAUUACCUCUGUAACCAAAGCCACCUGUUUGAAUAGCAAAUGAUAACAGACGGCCCAGGGUCUCCGCAGAUCACGAACUUUGUGCCGUGGUUGCUAUUGUCGUCUCGUGAUUGGUGACCUAUAAAUUGGAGGGUUAAUAACGCCAGGCAAGUACGCGUGCUCGGCGGGACUGCGUUCCGUCUCCCAGGCGACCCUUGGAAAGUCUCACGUCAUUUAUUUCAUAAAGAACAGCAAGUGUGCGGAUGGUUGGGUGGUUGGGACAAACGGGCCCUUUUGCCUUGGAGUUUAAGAUGGCGGCACGGUGGUUCCUUGUUCUGCUCUACUCCGUUCCGUUAUGUCUAACCACAGGACUCGACACAGAUUAUUUGAACGAACAUUGCGACAAAACAAUCCAGAAGCAGUGUGGCGGUAGGCUGGAGCUCACACGCAGCCUGUACUACACGGAUAACCUCCACUGCACGGUCGUGUUACGGGUUAACCCUGGGCAGAAAAUCCUACUGCAGUACAAGAGGUUCGAAGUAGAGGGAACCAAUGACCGAUGUUACGACACUUUGGACAUUUACGAAGGUGACGUCGCAGGCACGAACGCCACUUCGGUAAUCUCCGGCACGCGGUGCGGAUACAAGCUUCCCGAAAACAUCGUCACAUCGGGUGACACGGUGACGCUGAAGUUUAACAGCGACAACAGUGGGUACGAGAUGGGCUUUGAGAUCAUCUACACGUCGUUUUCUGAGCCCCCCUGUACAGGAGACACACUGUCGUUCCUGUGUGAAAACGUCAGCAGAUGCGUCUGUUCGUCCGUGGUUUGUGAUGGAAUCGACCAUUGUGGUACUGGGGAGGACGAGAGCAGUGACCUGCCAGCAUGUUCAGAUGCAAAGGUAGGAGGCCUUAACGUGGAGGCGCUGAUUGGUAUCCUGAUAGGAAUCGCCGCUGCCCUGGCCCUAGCGUCCGUCGGUGGAUGGUACUGGUACAAAAGGACUACAGAGCGCGGGCUGCUCUUCAAAGGUGUCACCAUUGAAAAACUGGAGUCGUACCCGCGAACCAACAGAUACAACAAACACCGCUGGAAACACGUCCGGCGGAAGACGUCAUACGGAAACUCCCGAUGGACAACCGGGGGGACUCCGAAAAUCAGCCCGACCUCCAGUCGGAAAAUGUCGGCUAGCGACGACGGAAAGUCCGAAGAUCACGACAGACGGUCCAUGGGUUAUGAGAAUAGAGUUAUGGGAAUGAAAAAGAGACCCGUCGAGUCAAAUAUGUCAACGGUAAUAGAGAACAAAUCUCCCGAUGACACCUGAUCUUCCUACACUAUAUGUACAUUAUAACAUAUACCUUGUAUAAAUUGCAAACAAAAUGUGUAUUUUCAGAUAAUCAGAAUUCUUAUGCAAGUUUU
Molecule: messenger RNA, 1470 nt
Organism: Branchiostoma floridae (Florida lancelet)
Lineage: Eukaryota; Metazoa; Chordata; Leptocardii; Amphioxiformes; Branchiostomatidae
Exons: 4
Coding region: 320-1375 (351 amino acids)
Molecular function (GO): protein binding
Source: RefSeq, a predicted model, not a curated record